This is a messenger RNA of Penicillium chermesinum, 375 nucleotides long. Its product is annotated as DUF2015 domain-containing protein. Lineage: Eukaryota; Fungi; Ascomycota; Eurotiomycetes; Eurotiales; Aspergillaceae. The coding region runs from base 1 to 375 and encodes 124 amino acids. The record is from RefSeq and is a predicted model, not a curated record. The transcript has 2 exons.
AUGGCAUACAUGCUGUUUUACGCACUCCUGUUCUCCGUGAUUAUCUCCGGUACUGUGCUUUAUCUCACUCGAUCUCGAUGGCUCCAUUUGCUGCCAGUCCCAGAUUACAUCUAUGAUCGACUUCCCUCAAGCUUUACGGCAGACGUAGAAGCCGGCCUUAGCUCAACCGAGUUCGACAUCGCUUCAAACAUUGCCAGCGGGGACUCACGAGCCGGUUUGGACAUCAGAGCCAAGCGCGAAGUACAGGCCAUCAUGAGAAAUCAGCACGUCAACUUUGAUGAAGCCAGGCGAAUCUAUACUACACAACGAUUCGCAAAAAAUAAUAUUGGUCCCGAUGGGCGGCCUCGAGACCCCAAAUUCGUGUCAUUCUCUUGA